Cydia pomonella (codling moth) is the source of this 642-nucleotide messenger RNA. RefSeq lists its product as uncharacterized. The transcript has a single exon. Lineage: Eukaryota; Metazoa; Arthropoda; Insecta; Lepidoptera; Tortricidae. The coding region runs from base 1 to 642 and encodes 213 amino acids. The record is from RefSeq and is a predicted model, not a curated record.
AUGGUGCUGCUGAGCCCCUCGAGUGGCGCACUGAAGAAACUGCUCAAUAUUUGUGAGUCCUAUGCGGUGGCCAACGGACUCAGAUACAAUGCUCAGAAGAGUGAGUUUAUGAUGUUCAAACCAGAUAAAAUUCGUUAUACUGAUGCUCCUGAGUUUGUACUUACUGGUGUAAAACUACAUAGGGUAGACAAGUUCAAGUAUCUGGGUCAUUGGGUCACCGCGGACCAAAAAGACAAUGCUGAUAUAGAGCGGGAGCGCAGGGCGCUGUCUGUCCGAUGCAACAUGCUGGCCCGUAGGUUUGCAAAAUGUACUGAGCAAGUAAAAAUUACACUAUUUAAAGCUUACUGCCAGUCAUUCUAUACAUGCAGCCUAUGGGUUAACUAUACGCAGAAGGCAUACAGCGACCUGCGAGUACAAUACAACAACGCGUACAGAGCGUUGUUGCGGCUGCCGCGCUACUGCAGUGCUUCUGCGAUGUUCGCGGAGUCGCGCACGGCGGGUUUCGCCGCCAUUAUGCGCGCGCGCUGCGCCUCCAUGAUGCGGCGCACACGCGACAGCCGCAACACGCUCCUGUGCGCUGUUAUUGAUCGCUGGGACUCGCCAGUGUUGAAGAGGUGGAUUGGGCUCCAUGCCCUUACAUAA